Molecule: messenger RNA, 3045 nt
Organism: Carcharodon carcharias (great white shark)
Lineage: Eukaryota; Metazoa; Chordata; Chondrichthyes; Lamniformes; Lamnidae
Product: basic proline-rich protein-like
Exons: 5
Coding region: 1-3045 (1014 amino acids)
Source: RefSeq, a predicted model, not a curated record
AUGAAUACCCCUCAAAAAUCAGUUGGAUUCCAAGCACAAAGAAGCAAUGAAACUCCAGCCUCACCACCCCCCCCCCCCCCCCCCCCCCCCCCCCCCCCCCCCCCCCCCCCCCCCCCCCCCCCCCCCCCCCCCCCCCCCCCCCCCCCCCCCCCCCCCCCCCCCCCCCCCCCCCCCCCCCCCCCCCCCCCCCCCCCCCCCCCCCCCCCCCCCCCCCCCCCCCCCCCCCCCCCCCCCCCCCCCCCCCCCCCCCCCCCCCCCCCCCCCCCCCCCCCCCCCCCCCCCCCCCCCCCCCCCCCCCCCCCCCCCCCCCCCCCCCCCCCCCCCCCCCCCCCCCCCCCCCCCCCCCCCCCCCCCCCCCCCCCCCCCCCCCCCCCCCCCCCCCCCCCCCCCCCCCCCCCCCCCCCCCCCCCCCCCCCCCCCCCCCCCCCCCCCCCCCCCCCACCCCCCCCCCCCCCCCCCCCCCCCCCCCCCCCCCCCCCCCCCCCCCCCCCCCCCCCCCCCCCCCCCCCCCCCCCCCCCCCCCCCCCCCCCCCCCCCCCCCCCCCCCCCCCCCCCACCCCCCCCCCCCCCCCCCCCCCCCCCCCCCCCCCCCCCCCCCCCCCCCCCCCCCCCCCCCCCCCCCCCCCCCCCCCCCCCCCCCCCCCCCCCCCCCCCCCCCCCCCCCCCCCCCCCCCCCCCCCCCCCCCCCCCCCCCCCCCCCCCCCACCCCCCCCCCCCCCCCCCCCCCCCCCCCCCCCCCCCCCCCCCCCCCCCCCCCCCCCCCCCCCCCCCCCCCCCCCCCCCCCCCCCCCCCCCCCCCCCCCCCCCCCACCCCCCCCCCCCCCCCCCCCCCCCCCCCCCCCACCCCCCCCCCCCCCCCCCCCCCCCCCCCCCCCCCCCCCCCCCCCCCCCCCCCCCCCCCCCCCCCCCCCCCCCCCCCCCCCCCCACCCCCCCCCCCCCCCCCCCCCCCCCCCCCCCCCCCCCCCCCCCCCCCCCCCCCCCCCCCCCCCCCCCCCCCCCCCCCCCCCCCCCCCCCCCCCCCCCCCCCCCCCCCCCCCCCCCCCCCCCCCCCCCCCCCCCCCCCCCCCCCCCCCCCCCCCCCCCCCCCCCCCCCCCCCCCCCCCCCCCCCCCCCCCCCCCCCCCCCCCCCCCCCCCCCCCCCCCCCCCCCCCCCCCCCCCCCCCCCCCCCCCCCCCCCCCCCCCCCCCCCCCCCCCCCCCCCCCCCCCCCCCCCCCCCCCCCCCCCCCCCCCCCCACCCCCCCCCCCCCCCCCCCCCCCCCCCCCCCCCCCCCCCCCCCCCCCCCCCCCCCCCCCCCCCCCCCCCCCCCCCCCCCCCCCCCCCCCCCCCCCCCCCCCCCCCCCCCCCCCCCCCCCCCCCCCCCCCCCCCCCCCCCCCCCCCCCCCCCCCCCCCCCCCCCCCCCACCCCCCCCCCCCCCCCCCCCCCCCCCCCCCCCCCCCCCCCCCCCCCCCCCCCCCCCCCCCCCCCCCCCCCCCCCCCCACCCCCCCCCCCCCCCCCCCCCCCCCCCCCCCCCCCCCCCCCCCCCCCCCCCCCCCCCCCCCCCCCCCCCCCCCCCCCCCCCCCCGUAGCGAGGACUCGUCUUGGAGCCUGUACAUCGAAGGCUCGUUUCACAGAACAUGCUCCCUGUCUGUCUGGCCGUCCCGACUCCGGAUCAAUCUGUUUCACUCUCACUCGAGCCCGGAGCAAAACACUGGGAGUCCCGAUCCUUCUCCCGCAUCCCUGCUCCCGGAUCACGCUCCCGGAUCCCUGCUCCUGGAUCCCUGCUCCCGGAUCCCUGCUCCCAGAUCACGCUCCCGGAUCCCUGCUCCCAGAUCACGCUCCCGGAUCCCUGCUCCCGAAUCCCUGCUCCCGCAUCCCUGCUCCCGGAUCACGCUCCCGGAUCCCUGCUCCCGGAUCACGCUCCCGAAUCCCUGCUCCUCGAUCCCUGCUCUCGGAUCACGCUCCCGGAUCACGCUCCCGAAUCCCUGCUCCUGGAUCCCUGCUCCCGGAUCACGCUCCCGGAUCCCUGCUCCUCGAUCCCUGCUCCCGGAUCACGCUCCCGAAUCCCUGCUCCUCGAUCCCUGCUCUCGGAUCACGCUCCCGGAUCACGCUCCCGAAUCCCUGCUCCUGGAUCCCUGCUCCCGGAUCCCUGCUCCCGGAUCACGCUCCCGAAUCCCUGCUCCUGGAUCCCUGCUCCCGGAUCCCUGCUCCCAGAUCACGCUCCCGGAUCCCUGCUCCCGGAUCACGCUCCCGCAUCCCUGCUCCCGGAUCACGCUCCCGAAUCCCUGCUCCUGGAUCCCUGCUCCCGGAUCCCUGCUCCCAGAUCACGCUCCCGGAUCCCUGCUCCCGGAUCACGCUCCCGAAUCCCUGCUCCUGGAUCCCUGCUCCCGGAUCCCUGCUCCCAGAUCACGCUCCCGGAUCCCUGCUCCCAGAUCACGCUCCCGGAUCCCUGCUCCCGGAUCACGCUCCCGAAUCCCUGCUCCUGGAUCCCUGCUCCCGGAUCCCUGCUCCCGGAUCCCUGCUCCCAGAUCACGCUCCAGGAUCCCUGCUACUGGAUCCCUGCUCCCGGAUCCCUGCUCCCAGAUCACGCUCCAGGAUCCCUGCUACUGGAUCCCUGCUCCCGGACGCCUGCUCCUGGAUCCCUGGUCCCGGAUCCCUGCUUCCAGAUCACGCUCCCGGAUCCCUGCUCCCGGAUCCCUGCUUCCAGAUCCCGGCUCCUGGACCCCUCCUCACGGAUCCCUCCCGGAUCUCUGCUCCCGGAUCAUUGCUCCUGGAUCCCUCCCGCAUCCCUGCUUCCGGAUCCCUCCAGGAUCCUGCUCCGGGUCCGGGUGCCCACCCCCGGUGCCCACCCCCCGAUGCCCACCCCCGAUGCCCACGUGUUGCCGCCGCUCUGACCGCCCUGCCAGCGGCGGGAGGCGGAGGAGCCGCCGCAAUCUUACCAUACUCACUGCCUCAGAUCACCACUAAUAAUUGUCCUUUCAGUGGGCAUUCCUAUCCAGGAAAGCUGGAGCCAACAAAGAAAGAGGUGAAAAGCCUCCUUCAACAAAAACUCCCAAACCCGUGA